Messenger RNA from Cimex lectularius (bed bug), 2072 nucleotides. RefSeq names its product extensin-1. Lineage: Eukaryota; Metazoa; Arthropoda; Insecta; Hemiptera; Cimicidae. Gene Ontology annotation, cellular component: extracellular matrix. The transcript has 5 exons. The record is from RefSeq and is a predicted model, not a curated record. The coding region runs from base 82 to 1461 and encodes 459 amino acids.
CCCUUCGCCCUGGACCAGUAUAUAAGCACGGAGUGGGCUCUUUACCCCUAACACUACGUGCUCUCCAUUCACAUCAUCACCAUGGCUUUUAUCAAGGCGCUCGGAGCAGCCUGUUUGCUGGCUCUGGCUUCGGCUUCCUGGGACCCGGAACUUGAGUACCACGCGAAGUGCGCUUACGGACACGGCUACCAAGGAGGCUACUCGGCCGGAGGCUACUCUGCCGGAGGAAACUCCGUCUACUCUUCUGGAGGAUAUUCCACCGGUUAUAACGGAGGUUACAACGGCGGACACAACGCUGGAUACAACGCCGGAUACAACGGAGGAUACGUGUCCCACGCCCCAGCUGUCGCUUCUUACUCCCUCGGAGGAGUCUCUAAGGGCUAUUACUCCGGUGGCGCCGUAGGGGGUGGGUACUCUCUCCAGGCCGCUCCUGCUGUCAAGUAUGCAGUACCCGCUGUGCAGACAUACUCCACCGGAUUUAACACGCACUACAAGUCAGCCCCCGCCUUCGCCUACUCAGCAGGACCUGCGGUCAAGGUGGCCGCUGCUGUACCGGCUGUCGCUUCCUACGUCGCUCCAGCUGUUAAGGUUGCUGCUGCUGUCCCGACUUUGAAAGUCUCUUCCGCUCCUUCCUACUCUUCCUACUCACAAGGAGGAUACUCAGGAUAUUCCGGAGGAUACUCCAACGGUGCUUCUUUCUCAUCUUCUUACGUCGCUCCCGCUGUCGCUAAAGUAGCCGUCUCAGCUCCUGCUGUGGCUUACCACGCACCGGCCGUCACCACCUACCACGCCGCCCCCGCCGUCGCCACUUACCACGCCGCCCCUGCCGUCUCCACCUAUCACGCCGCCCCCGCCGUCGCAGCUUACAACGUUGCUCCGGUCGUCAAAUACGCAGCUCCCGCUGUCGCUUCUUACCACCAGGCUUCGUCUGUAAAAUACGCCGCCCCGGCCGUCGCCUCUUACGCCGCCGCUCCCGUCGUUAAAUACGCAGCACCCGCCGUUGCUUCCUACGCCGCUGCUCCCGUCGUUAAGUACGCAGCUCCUGCCGUCGCCUCUUACUCCGUUAGCCCAGUUGUCAAAUACGCCGCACCCGCCGCUGAAGUCCGUUACGCCGCUGCUGCCCCACUUGCUCCCGUCGUUGCCUCUUACGGUGGUCACGCUCACGUCGCCAAAGUAGCCGUCGGCAAAUCCGUUCACAAAGAAUACCUCGAAAACUACGACCACCACCCCAGGUACGCCUUCGAAUACGGAGUCGACGACCCUCACACCGGAGACAAGAAACACCAAUGGGAAGAACGUGACGGAGAUGUCGUCAAAGGACAGUACUCCCUCGUCGAACCCGAUGGUUCCGUGAGGACCGUCAACUACGUCGCCGACUGGGAGACCGGAUUCCAUGCGACCGUCAGCAAAGAAGACCACUCCGCUGCCGCCAAAGUAGCCAAGCCCGUUUUUGGACAUUAAGUCCUUCCUUGUGUCAAAUCCUCUUUUAGUCAAACAGCGAUCCCCACUUCCUUUCCCUGUUCAUUCUAACCGCAGUUCAACUUCCUCAAGAUUUCAUGCAGCAUUCAAAUCUCAAUUAACUAACAUUUUCUUUGAAUUUUCACUAUAUAUUUAACGCUGUUGGCUGAACUGUAUACAACGACGAAAAGUUAAGGAUUUAUGCUUAAACCAGCCAUUGUAUAUAACUUUUUUUACCUCGCAUUUAAAAAAAUUAUAUUGUUUAUUUACCCUAUGUUACUCGAACGUGCCAUACUUGCACUUUUUAGAGCCUCAAUUUCCUUAAAUUCCCCCAACGAGGCAAACACAACCUUGCUUGUAAAUAUCGGGUCCUUCUCGUAGAAGACAUGUUCUUUUAAAUGUCUUUUUAAAUUAUUAAAUUAUUAUCCAAAUGUCUUCUAAAGUUGUACCAUUUAUUUCUUGAUAUUACCAUUUCUAUGUUACCAACCCUUAUUUUUAUUUUUACCAUUUAAUAUUGAAUCAAUGAAAAAAUUAAUUGUAAAUAUUGACAGAAAUUAUGUCCACGUGUGGUGAUAAUAAUAAUUGCCAGCAUUACCAAUUAGGGAAGAAAACAA